Camelina sativa (false flax) is the source of this 670-nucleotide messenger RNA. Its product is annotated as heat stress transcription factor A-4b-like. Gene Ontology annotation, cellular component: nucleus. Lineage: Eukaryota; Viridiplantae; Streptophyta; Magnoliopsida; Brassicales; Brassicaceae. Gene Ontology annotation, biological process: cellular response to heat; regulation of transcription by RNA polymerase II. Gene Ontology annotation, molecular function: RNA polymerase II cis-regulatory region sequence-specific DNA binding; DNA-binding transcription factor activity. The record is from RefSeq and is a predicted model, not a curated record.
GUUAGAUAUUUUAUAGAUCUGGGGAUUCUUCGUGUUGAGAACGAGGAGGAGGAGGGGAUGGCUGAGAAGUACCCAAAUGGAGUGAUGGGUUCGUUCUACGUCGACAUAUACGAACUUGUGGAAGAUCCUUCAUCGGAUCCAUUAAUCUCGUGGAGCAAACGCAACAACGGUUUCGUCAUGUGUAGUCAGGAGGAGCGAAUCCGCAGUAAGAUUCUUCUGCCAUUCUAUUGCGACAAACUCUCUGAGUUUCUCUCUGAGCUCAGCUAUUAUGGCUUUAGAAGAGUUAAGACGAAGGCUGGUUCUGGGGUAGUAUUGGAAUUCAGAAAUGAAGAUUUUGUGAAAGGCCAGCCUGAGCGUCUCAAGGACAUGAUGAUCAAAGCUUCUAGGAAGCGCAGGGCCAAAUCCAGAGCUCAGCAAGCUGCCAAAGAUGCUGUCGAUCGCCUCCAAUUGCAACGUUUACGUAUUUGAUCUGAAUCAUCAUCUUAAUUAACUCCACCAGCUAGCUUCAACAAUAUGGCCAUCAAUCGGAAAUUUACGAAUGCCAGAAAUCAUGACCGUCUUAAUGAUAUGAUAAGAUAUUUUCAAUCUGUCAGAAGAAGAAGAGAGUUUUUUUUUAGGUCUUUUUGUUUUUCCUUCUAUAAAGAAAAUUUUUCCAUAAUAUUGUUUAACA